Molecule: messenger RNA, 2412 nt
Organism: Priapulus caudatus
Lineage: Eukaryota; Metazoa; Priapulida; Priapulimorpha; Priapulimorphida; Priapulidae
Product: 5'-AMP-activated protein kinase subunit beta-1-like
Exons: 7
Coding region: 1-735 (244 amino acids)
Biological process (GO): signal transduction
Cellular component (GO): nucleotide-activated protein kinase complex; nucleus; cytoplasm
Molecular function (GO): protein kinase binding
Source: RefSeq, a predicted model, not a curated record
AUGGGAAACACGGGCGCUGGAAAACGAGGCAGUCAAGGCAAUGUUGACGACAUGUCGUCUUCCCCUGGAAGAGACAACCUACCGUUUGACUUUGGUGCUGGAAUAGGCGGACCUCGUACUAAGUUGAUGAUGCAGCCUUCCGUCGACGACACGUUAGAAGAUUAUGUGUACACGAGCAAGAAAGUCUAUAUUGUCGAUUGUCUCCACUUUACAGGCACCAACAUCACACCGUCUGCUCUCCCAACAGUGUUUCGGUGGGAGGGCGGCGGAAAGCAGGUGUUCAUAUCAGGAACAUUCAACAACUGGGCAACAAAAAUACAGAUGGUGAAAAGCCAGGAAAAUUUCGUAACAAUCGUAGAGCUUCCAGACGGUGAACACCAGUACAAAUAUUAUGUAGACGGUGACUGGCAUCAUGACGUGGACGAGGGAUAUAUCAAAGAUGGCAGCCAGCAGCAAUUGUCCGGGUCCCCGCCCGGCGAAUAUUCGCAGGAGGUUCCCAUUAAGAUGCCGGGGGACAAGUCGUCAGGGCCGCCCAUUCUGCCUCCGCACCUGCUGCAAGUCAUCCUCAACAAGGACACCUCGUUACAGUGUGAGCCGUCACUGUUGCCCGAGCCGAACCAUGUCAUGCUGAAUCACCUCUAUGCGCUCUCCAUCAAGGAUGGAGUGAUGGUACUGAGUGCGACUCACAGAUACAGGAAGAAGUACGUCACAACCCUUCUCUACAAGCCCAUCUGAUGUAACAAACAUCACUCUGUCACCAGUAUCCGCGUCUGCCAUCGUGAGCUCAUCGAUGCGGGAGAGGUCAUAGUUCAUGGUCGUCUUAUUUCUUUGCGUGCGUGCGAGUCCGUGUGAAGCUGGGUUUAUACUACCGACUUUAUGUUGGCGAAUUGGCGAGUUGGACCAAUUUCGGAAUUCGGCAACUCCGAGUUGGCAAAAAUAGAACAUGUUCUAAUCUCCAAACUAGUUGCUAUUGAUUGAUUUGUCGUGCAACAUUUGUGUUUACACUGCCGAUUGUCGGUUGUAUAGUUGGGAGUUGGUCCAAUUUGCCAAUUUGCAAAUGCAAAGUCAGUUAGUGUAAACCCAGCUUAAUAGGUAUGUGUGUGAGUGUAGAUAGCUUUUGAGUUGGCACUCGUGCGGUCGGUCUAUUCUGUCGAGUAUCGGCAUGUCCGGUGGUGACAUAGCUAUAUUUUCGAACACACCAUAGGACGUGUUGUUAAUGCUGCGUUUUAGUAUGUAUAUAUAAUAUACAUACAUAGGGGAGGUCACGUUUUCUCACAGUUGCAUACAGGCACGGUUGGAUGCUGUGUGCACGCGCAAGCAGAACACAUAGUGUGCGAGUGAUUGCUGAUAGGGUUGGUAUAUUUCUGGCUUUGUAUAAAUUUUGUAUAGUGCCUGUCAAGAUGGGGGACGGGGUGAGUACGUGGUGUGGUUGUGUCACCUGGUGCAGGUUAUACAAUUCCAAAGACUUGUACAUGAGAUGGGCAGUUGUAGAUUGGUGGCUUUUGGUAAACGUGGAAGCAAUUUAACCCGUUAAGGCAAUGAUCUCUUUCAUUUUGUCAGAAAUGUGUCAAAAAACAUCGUAAGUCAGAGUAAAAAAUAAACAGGUUUGUUAGGUAGUGUACCGCAUAUCUCGUAACAACACAAUUAUAAUUACGUUUAUAAAAUGUGAAAUAUGUAGAAAUUUUACAUCGAUAUCAUAUAUAUCGGUUACGCGACUCACAUUUCAUGCAGAUUCCCUACAUCUAAUUUAGCCCGGUGUGAGCACUCGUUAACGCUUGCUUUUAAAGAUGGCUUCACAAUUCUGUAACCUUUGUUAAUACGGCUUUUAUAUCUUCAUAAAUGAGAUGUUUCGGCGUGUUGUUUGACAUAAAACAAAUUCAAAUAUAAGCUGAUUAUAUGAUAUAAUUGCAUACAAAAUCCUCGUGUUAUAUUCAUAUACUCGACUGUGCUUGGAAGAAAACGCAUAGUUUCAUUAGCCAAAGGCAAACACAAGUCAUUGACUAAACUUUUCAUAUGUGUCGCUUAAUCUUAAUAUAUGCAGUUGUGUGUUAUAUGUUGUAAGAGAUCUAUUCACACUGCGUUAUAGUCAUCUGCUAUUGUUUAUUGGGAAGAGAUUGCCACAUUUAAAAGAUUAAAUAGAUCAUUGCUUUAAUUAACGUGGAAUUGUUGCACUUGUAAUGUAAAAUAUUCACGCUUAUACAUUAAUUAUUACCUUAAUACAUCAAGACUCAUCUCGUUAGUACAGUUUGUGCUGCUACGGCAGAGUCUGCUACAUAUUGCCCCGUUACUAGUUACUAGUGAUGCCUCGGUAGUAGAGAUCCAAUAAAAUGUAGUACAAAUUAAUGGUAUUAGGGUGUGUGGGUUUUGGCUUACGUUGAGCUAUUUACCAAAAGCAAAUACUGUUCAAAGCUA